GUUCUCAAUUUCUAACUCGCGAGUGCGCAGAACGACUUUAACCCCUAUUAAGUGCCGGUGGUUGAGGCGACCACUUCAAAAUAUUCAUCAUGCUGCGACGACGUAGUGCUGCGAAUACCAACUCUGGCUUACUAUGCCUGCCCGAUGAUGUUCUAAUGAUAAUUCUAAGUUAUCUCGACUUGAAGAAUCAACUAAAACUGAAGCACUUUCAUUUCCGGUUUAAAAACUUAAUGCCGUACGUGUGGCGUGCUUAUAACAAAUCUGCACAUAUAUCCUUGAUUGAAAUGCAGCUGAGCGACAAGGAUUUGCGAUUCUUCCUGGAAAGUACUCAACAAACCCUCAGUACCCUGCGGCUUAAAAUGAAUGAAAGAUCUAACUUCGAAAUACUUACCAGCUACAGAUUUCCCAAUCUGAAAGAUUUUCGAUUUUCAACGCAUUCGUUUACCUUAAACGAUGCGGACGUCCCACGAAUGUUGAAGACUUUUCCAAAUCUGACAACUUUUAGCCCCCAUGGAAAGUUUACUGGCAAAUACUUUGAAGAAUUGGAGUUUCUCGAGAAUCUCACGGUCUCCUACUGUAGCAAGUUCAAAGUCGCCAACUUGAUACAGAUCCUGAAAACCCAAAAAAUAAAAUCCCUGAAGCUGGGAAUCUUUGAUACUGACCAGAUCUCGAAUACAGAACUGCCCUGGAAUGGGAUUAGAAACCUAGAGCAGCUGCAGUGCUACCACGAGGAAAUGACGGUGUGGUUCCUAUCGAAACUGGAACGUUUAACUCACUUAAAGAAGAUAUUUCUUUGUGGUCACGUUAGUAAUGGAUUUCUGAGAGAGAUGCUUAUAGCUGCAAAGAGAAGCACUAUAAAUAUGAUCGAGAUAAACCAAAAUAUAUCCAUCUUUCUUGAAACUUACGGUUUAAAUGUGGCUAUUAAGACCCUAAAGCUGGCUAAUUUCGGUAUGCAUGCGUAUCAGCAUCUUCACAUUAAUGUCAACGAAUUGUAUAUACAAUAUUCGGUUUGUGUGGACGAAAGUAAGUUUCAUACCUUAAUAGAAAACAUAAACACACACGAGGUCCUGGGCUUAUACCGCUGCACCUUCGGAUUCAAGGAGUUCACAUUCGAUGCAAAGAAACUGGGGGAAAACCGUACUACAGCACUUAAUAUUUAUGUGGAACUAAACACGUAUCUCAGCUCUAAUAAGGAUGCCAUCCCCAUGACCUGGAAAGUGCAAGGGGAACAUAGUCUUUUCAAGCUGCACAUGGAGCAUCCAAAAAUCACUUUUAACUCCGAUCCAGUUUCAAUUUACUUCGAUUGAGUAUGAUUGCCAAAGAACAAAGCUG
Molecule: messenger RNA, 1332 nt
Organism: Drosophila mauritiana
Lineage: Eukaryota; Metazoa; Arthropoda; Insecta; Diptera; Drosophilidae
Exons: 3
Coding region: 90-1307 (405 amino acids)
Molecular function (GO): protein binding
Source: RefSeq, a predicted model, not a curated record